Molecule: messenger RNA, 699 nt
Organism: Macrosiphum euphorbiae (potato aphid)
Lineage: Eukaryota; Metazoa; Arthropoda; Insecta; Hemiptera; Aphididae
Source: the annotation of a GenBank genome assembly
AUGCCAAGUUGUUUUGUGUGUGGUCGAUCGAGUAAUUCCAAAAACAAAGAUCUUGGAAUAAGUUUCCAUCAAAUUCCAAAGAAUGAGAAUCAUCGAGCUCAAUGGUUGGAUUGUAUUAAAAAAUGUGGUGUUGACCAUUUAAAAACUAAACCUAAGAGCAUUAUUUGCUCUGAACAUUUCACCAUGGGUUGUUUUAAAAACUAUAAUCGUACAAAAUUAUUAAAUGAAACCGCUGUUCCAUCCAUUGUAGUUAAUCGUGUAAAAUCAGCAAAAAUUGAAAUUCCUGAGGUGAGUUGUAAACUUGGUAGCAGUAACUCAAAUCCUUGUUCUGUUAAAUCAAUAAUUGUUGACCAUGAUGGUAUUCAAAUGGAAGGUGUUCAACCAAUUGAUACAUUAAGUGUUCAGCAACCUUCAUGCUCCUCAAAUGCCAUUUUUACUGACUGUAGCCAGUUGACAUGUGAACCAUCAAAAUCAUUUUUAAAGAAGCCCCUUACUCAAAAAGUAAAUUCUAGACUUUUGAAUGCUGAAGUUGUGAAAGAAAUUAACAAUGAUACGCCAAGAAAAAAUUAUUUAAAAAGAACAAUAUCUUCUUUAAUGCAAGAAAACAACAGUCAGAAGAAAAAAAUCAAGAUUCUAAAUCAACAAAUAAGACGUCAAAAAAAAACAAAUUUCCUCAUUAAAAAGUAUUUAGAUAUUUAG